AUGGCGAUGCUGCUCGACGAGCCCGGCGAGGUGAUGUCGAAGCGCUCCUGGAAGUCUAUUUUAAAAGUUCUCGACAACAACUACACGCACUCGAUUUCGAAAGCGGCCAUCGGCGUGCACUUCAAGACGGCCGUCGCCGUCAACCUCUACGACCGUGACGGAUGGGACCAGUGGACGGACGGCAUGGUGGAAGUUGGCCGGGCCGUCGGGAUGAACGAGCAGCGACAAGCCCGGCUCCGGGAGCGCGAAGCGCGCAAACUCGCCAACCGCAUGCGGCGCCCGAAUUGGAACGGGAAGUACGGCUUCGCCCAGCUCAUCAACAGCCGACAAGACGCCGAAGCGCUCGUCACCAGCGUCGACAAGGGCCAGUUGUCGCGCAUGCUCGUCUCGCACUGCAACCAGAUGCACGCCCUUCGAAUCUCGAACGCGAGGAUGCACCUGGCGCUUGCUAUCGAGGAGCAUAAGGCGCUGCUGGCGAGGGAGUACGCCGAGGAGUGCCACGUCAAGAUGAACUUGCUGCGGGAUGAGAGCGCCUUCUACCGCCGGCAGCUGAUGAUGUCCACCCGCAAUCCCGUGUUCUUUGGAUCGGUGGCCGACCUCGCCGACGAGGAAGAGGAAUCGGACGACGAGCCGCUGGAAGCCGAAAACCACCUGCUCUUCACCUCGGACACGCGCCGCAUCAACCAGGCCCGAAUGAUGGCGCAGCAAAAGUGCAAGGUGCCCUCCAAGCUCGCCACCGCCCACCACGACAAGCCGAGCGAGUUCAAGGCGGUCGUCGACAAGCUCGUGUCCUACCUGCCCAAGCGAAUGAGCCCACCAAAGAAGCCGGCCAGCCCGACGGAAACGAGCCCGAUCGAGGUGGCGCGCAGCAGUGGACGGCUGCGCCUCCAGCUGUUGCCAUCCCCGCCCUGCCUCGUCUACACCCCGGUGCUCGCUGAACGGACACAUGCCGAGCUGACGCCGUCCACUUCCGGCACCAACACGACCUUCGACUUCCCCGGCUCGUCCCUGAUUUCGCCGCCCCGUACCGCUCGCCCUCCGUCGUACGGACCGGGCCUCGACGACCCCACCUCGCCGAUUCCGUUGAUGGAGAUGAAGGCCGCGCUGCGCGUCGACGAAAAGGCCUCGAUCGACUUGGACGAUGCGGUGGAUCUGCUGGAGAAGAGCCAGUUCGAGCAGCAGCAACCGCCCCAGAUCAAGCGUCGCAGCGGCCUUUUCCGCACCAUCGGCAAGCUGCUGACGCCCAGCAGGAAGAAGCCGCGCCCCGAAAAUCGC
This is a messenger RNA of Mesorhabditis spiculigera, 1275 nucleotides long. Lineage: Eukaryota; Metazoa; Nematoda; Chromadorea; Rhabditida; Rhabditidae. The record is from the annotation of a GenBank genome assembly.